AUGGGAGCACCUGUGCUUGUUCUUAUGGUGGUGUAUUCGGUGCGUAGUUACAUCUGGGCCAUUUGGUGGCUAAAUCCCUUGUUUAAAAUCGGUCACAAACGGAGACUAGAAGAAGAUGACAUGUACUCAGUGCUUCCUGAAGAUCGCUCCCAGCACCUUGGAGAAGAGCUGCAAGGGGCACUGCGGGCAGUGAGCAUCUGGGCAGGUGAAGUCUGCCCCACACAGCUGGAGAGACAGAGAAUCUGUCAGCUCACAGGUGACUGGGUGGUCCUGGGGGAUGGAAUUCUCGCUGAUGACAAACGUGGGUUGGCCAUCGGCCAGAGGGUUGGGACAGGGACUGCGGGUGGGGAGGACAGGUCUCUGCCUGCUCAGGGCCCUCAGGGUGGAGAGGAGGAGCCUGAAGCCUCUGCCUGGACCAGAGACGCAGAGACCACCUCCCCAGGUCAUCAGCGCUUCUCUUUGAGAGGUGCAGUUCAGGGUGGGGAAGAGUGGGAAGGCACCAGAGUAGUUCAACCCAUAUUUUUGGGGAAAAUGAUUAGUUAUGUUGAAAACUAUGAUCCCAAUGAUUCUGCCGCUUUGCACGAAGCCUACGCCUACGCGGCAGGGCUGAGCGCCAGUGUGCUCCUGUGGGCCGUUCUGCACCAGUUCUACUUCUAUCACAUUCAGCGUGUGGGGAUGAGGCUGAGAGUAGCCAUGUGCCAUAUGAUCUACCGCAAGACACUUCGCCUGAGUACCUUGGCCAUGGGGAAGACCACCACAGGUCAGAUAGUCAACCUGCUGUCCAACGAUGUGAACAGGUUUGACCAGGUAACGAUGUUCUUGCACUAUCUGUGGGUGGGGCCACUGCAGGCUAUCGCAGUGACUGCCCUGCUCUGGAUGGAAAUAGGAAUUCCAUGUUUCUCUGGGAUGGCAGUUCUCAUUAUUGUUCUGCUGGUGCAAAGCUGCUUCGGGAUGUUGUUUUCAGCACUUCGGAGCAAGACCGCAGCUCUCACAGAUGACAGGAUCAGGACAAUGAGUGAAGUUAUAACUGGCAUCAGAACAAUAAAAAUGUAUGCUUGGGAAAAGUCAUUUGCAGACCUUAUUACCACAUUGAGAAGAAAGGAAAUUUCCAGGAUUCUGAAAAGUUCCUACCUUAGAGGAAUGAAUUUAGCUUCAUUUUUCACUGUGAGCAAAAUUAUGAUUUCUGUCACCUUCAUCACCAAUGAUCUCCUUGACAAUGUGAUCACAGCCAGCCAAGUGUUUGUGGUGGUGACACUGUUCGAGGCUCUGCGGUUUUCAAGCACCCUCUACUUCCCCAUGGCUGUCGAGAAGGUGUCAGAGGCUGUUAUCAGCAUCCAAAGAAUCAAGCACUUUCUGUUACUGGAUGAGAUACCACAGCACAACCCUCAGCUGCCAUCAGAUGGUAAAACAAUUGUGGACGUGCAAGAUUUCACUGCUUUUUGGGAUAAGGCAUCAGGAAAACCAACCCUACAAGGCCUUUCCUUUACUGUCAGACCCGGUGAACUGUUAGCUGUGGUCGGACCUGUGGGAGCAGGAAAGUCGUCACUGUUGAAUGCUUUGCUGGGGGAGCUGCCCCCGAGCCAGGGGCAGGUCAGCGUGCACGGGAGGAUCGCGUAUGUUUCUCAGCAGCCCUGGGUGUUUCCAGGAACUGUGAGGAGUAACAUUUUAUUUGGGAAGAAAUAUGAACAAGAUCGAUAUGAAAAAGUAAUAAAGGCUUGUGCUUUGGAAGAGGAUUUACAGCUUUUGAAGGAUGGAGAUCUAACUGUGAUAGGAGACAGGGGAACCCCACUGAGUGGAGGCCAGAAAGCCCGGGUCAGCCUUGCCAGAGCUGUGUAUCAGGACGCAGACAUCUACCUCCUGGAUGAUCCGCUCAGUGCGGUGGAUGCAGAAGUCAGCAGACAUUUGUUUGAACAGUGUAUUUGCCAAGCCUUGCAUGAGAAGAUCACAAUCUUAGUGACUCAUCAGUUGCAGUACAUAAAAGAUGCAAGUCAGAUUCUGAUACUGAAAUAUGGUGAGAUGGUGCGAGAGGGGACUUACAGUGAGUUUCUGAAAUCCUGGGUAUAUUUUGAUUCCCUUUUAAAGAAGAAGGAGGAGGGUGAACCAUCUUCAGUGAAGAAUCAGACCUCCUCUGAGCCUUCAGUUCUAUCUCAAGAGUCUUCUAGACCCUUGGUGAAAGACGCUGCUCCAGAGGACCAAGAUACUGAGAAUAUGCAGGUCAUGCUAUCACUUGAGGGUCGUUCAGAAGGAAAAGUUGGUUUUAAGACCUAUGAGAAUUACUACACAGCUGGCACUCACUGGUUUAUCAUCAUUUUUCUUAUUCUGGUAAACAUCACAGCUCAGGUUGUCUACGGUCUGCAGGACUGGUGGCUUCAAGACUGGGCAAAUGAAGAGAGUAGUCUGUAUGCCAUAGCACAUGGAAAAGGAAAAGUACUUGUGGUGCCUAAUCCUGCCUGGUACCUUACAGUUUACUCAGUUCUACCUGUAGGUACCAUCCUUUUGGGCAUCACAAGAUCUCUGUUGAUAUUCUACAUCCUUGUUAACUCUUCACAAACUUUGCACAACAAAAUGUUGGAUUCUAUUUUGAGAGCUCCAGUAUUGUUCUUCCAUAGAAAUCCAAUAGGAAGAAUUGUAAAUCGUUUCUCCAAAGACAUUGGGCAUAUGGAUGACUCGCUGCCCCAGAUAUUUCAAGACUUCAUCCAGACAUUUCUUCUUGUGAUUGGUGUGGCGAUUGUGAUGGUGGCAGUGAUUCCUUGGAUUGUGAUACCCGUAAUUCCCCUUGGCAUCAUUUUCUAUGUUCUUCGGCGAUAUUUCUUAGAGACGUCACGAGAUGUCAAGCGCCUGGAAUGUACAACACGGAGCCCGGUGUUUUCCCACUUAGCAUCUUCUCUCCGGGGACUCUGGACCAUCCGGGCGUACAGAGCCCAACAGAAGUUUCAGGAACUGUUCGACACACACCAGGACUUGCAUUCAGCUUUGAAUCCUGGGCAGGUUGGCUUGAUACUGUCUCUUGCCCUCAUGUUCAUGGGGAUGUUCCAGUGGUGUGUCAGUCAAAGCAAUGAAGCUGAGGAUAUGAUGAUUUCAGUAGAAAGAGUAACUGAAUAUACAGAGCUUGAAAAAGAAGCGGCCUGGGAAUAUGUGUAUCGUCCACCACCAUCCUGGCCCCAUGAAGGAAGGAUUGUCUUUGAUGAAGUGAAUUUCAUGUAUGGCUUGUAUGGGCCUCUGGUAUUGAAGGACUUGAAAGCAUAUGCUUACCAAGGAGUAAAGAUGGGCAUUGUGGGAAGAACAGGAGCUGGGAAAAGUUCCUUGGUUGCUGCCCUUUUUAGAUUGUUGGAACCCAAAGGUCGCAUUUGGAUUGAUAACAUCUGGACAACCAAUAUUGGACUUCAUGAUUUAAGGAAGAAAAUGUCAGUUGUAUCUCAGGAACCUCUUUUAUUCACUGGAACGAUGAGGAAAAAUCUGGAUCCCUUUAAUGAGCAUACACAUGAGGAAAGGUGGAAUGCCUUAGAAGAGGUACAACUUAAAGAAACCAUCAGAAGUCUUCCUGAUGGAAUGUAUACUGAAUUAGUAGAAUCAGGAUUGAACUUGAGUGUUGGACAGAGACAACUGCUGUGCCUUGCCAGGGCUAUUCUCAGGAAAAAUAAGAUAUUGAUUAUUGACAAAGCCACAUCAAAUGUGGAUCCAAGAACUGAUCAGUUAGUAAAAAAAGAAAUUCGUAAGAAAUUUGCCCAGUGCACUGUGCUGACCAUCACCCACAGAUUGAGCACCAUUAUUGACAGUGACAGGAUAAUGCACUGUAUUUUGAAGACUGUCGCCAAAAGCACCCUUCUUCCAUAAUAAAGGAAUCAUGCUGUGAAA
Dama dama (fallow deer) is the source of this 3855-nucleotide messenger RNA. Its product is annotated as ATP-binding cassette sub-family C member 4-like. NCBI's taxonomy places the organism in Eukaryota, Metazoa, Chordata, Mammalia, Artiodactyla, Cervidae. The record is from RefSeq and is a predicted model, not a curated record. Gene Ontology annotation, molecular function: ABC-type transporter activity; ATP hydrolysis activity; ATP binding. Gene Ontology annotation, biological process: transmembrane transport. The transcript is spliced from 31 exons. Bases 1 to 3834 code for a protein of 1277 amino acids. Gene Ontology annotation, cellular component: plasma membrane.